Molecule: messenger RNA, 2478 nt
Organism: Lindgomyces ingoldianus
Lineage: Eukaryota; Fungi; Ascomycota; Dothideomycetes; Pleosporales; Lindgomycetaceae
Product: DnaJ-domain-containing protein
Exons: 5
Coding region: 183-2270 (695 amino acids)
Biological process (GO): post-translational protein targeting to endoplasmic reticulum membrane; SRP-dependent cotranslational protein targeting to membrane
Cellular component (GO): Sec62/Sec63 complex
Molecular function (GO): RNA binding; transmembrane protein transporter activity
Source: RefSeq, a predicted model, not a curated record
ACUUUCUUUGAGCCCUGACUUUCUUAAAGCGCCAACUCCCCUCUCGCUAUGCCACCAUCUUGAUACCCAAACUCGCCAAUUUAUUUGCAUGCGCUACGACUUCAACAGCACCUCGCUUCUAAUUUUUCCCUGCCUGAACCAACCUCUCGAGUCGGCAUCCCGUCGAGGGGCAACUGUCCAAAAUGUCUGGGACAGACUACAACUACGAUGAGCAGGGACAAUUCUUUCCCUACUUCAUCCUCACUAUCACUAGUCUAGUGACCAUCCCCGUUACAUACUCCCUCCUCAAACCAAGUAAAGAACUAGAGAAUACCGCCACUCGAAUAGAAACAGAUUUCAAGCCCGAGCAUGCCGAUCUCAUCGAGGGGCAACGGAAGAAGCAGAAGCGACGGGAGCGGCGACUAAAACGGUUUCUCUUCAGCGUCGGGGGAUGGCUUAUCAUAGCUUGGAUGGUGUAUUUGAUGGCAGUCACGGCACGGACAGUACCUAAGAUAUGGGAUCCAUAUGAUGUUCUGGGUGUUUCGAGGUCUGCCAGCGAGAAGGAGAUCAAGAAGUACUACCGCAAACUGUCCCUCGUCGCACAUCCCGACAAGGCCCGCGAAGAUCCCGCAAAUAACAUUACGAAGGAAUCUAUCAACGAUCACUGGGUCGAGGUUACAAAGGCAUUCAAGGCUCUCACGGACGAGGAAAUCCGAAACAACUACCUCCAAUACGGCCACCCCGACGGAAAGCAAAGCUUUAGCAUUGGAAUCGCCCUGCCGAAGUGGAUCGUGACCGAAGGGCACGGCACAUACGUCCUGCUUUUGUAUGCCCUGGCGCUGGGUGUCCUUUUGCCCUACACUGUUGGCCGAUGGUGGUAUGGAAUACAAAGGGUAACCAAAGAAAAGAUCUUGGUCGCAAGUGCUGGGAAGCUCUUCCGCGAAUACGACAACGACCACAGCGACAGCGGAGUCAUCGGCGUCCUGAGCAGCGGAGAAGAGUUCAACGAAGUUCUGAAAGGGCAUAAAGCAGAUAAUGGCUUAUCGAAACUCGAACAGAAGGUCUUGGCGGAUGGAGUCGAUGCGCCCGUCAAUGGCGUCUUGACGAAGAAGGAUCGCCAAAAGCUCGAGGAUUUGGAUGAUAGCGCUCGGAGGAAGGUCCUGUCUCUGUUGUGGGCCUACCUAUGUCGCAUCGAGCUCAACGACCCAAUCCUCAACGACGAAAAGUUUGAAGUUGCUCCAAUUGCCCUUACGUUGAACGAGGCCUAUACAGCGAUGGCCCUCGCCUAUGGCAACACAAAAGCUGUUCUCUCAGCCUACCACACCUCACAGAACCUAAUUCAAGCUCUAAGACCAGGCGCAUCUCCUCUAGAACAACUUCCUUAUUUCACUCCUGCAGUCGCUAAAGCUGCGGAGGCAGACCGAUCGAGGACCCACAUUGCUAUUCAGGAAUUCAUGCGAAUCCCUGCGGGUCAACGGAAGGCCCGUGUUGUCGCACCUGGUCUACUCAGCGAAGCUCAAUACAAGAAUGCGAUGUCUCUUGUGUCGCAGCUGCCUGUUUUGCACGUGGAGAAGGCGUUCUUCAAAGUCAUAGGCGAGCGUUUCAUUACCCCAAGUUCCUUGGUGCAGUUCAUCGUCAAGGCAAGAUUCAUCCCACCUGGUACCGUUAAUGUUCCCGCUAUUGAAGAGUCGGAUCUGGAAGAUGUUGAUCCCGAGGAAGGUGAUCUCACCGCCCUCAAAGGACGCAAGGAUGACAAGGAAAACGAGAAGCCCAUUCAACCUCCUCUAGCUCAUGGGCCGUACUUUGCUCGCAACCAUGCUCCCCGAUGGCAUGUAUUCCUAGCAGACAGCAAGCAAGGCAAAAUUGCCGUGCCUCCAUUCACCUUCUCAACCUUCAAUAAGCCAAUUCUCGACGAAAGUGGUAAGCCCACGUUCAACAUGCAGACGCUGAACAUGCAAUUCGGAGCUCCACCCCAGGCCGGCAGUUACACGUUUGUCAUGCACAUGAUUUGCGAUAGCUACAUCGGCAUGGAUACCAAGAUGGAGGUUACUCUUUUGGUCGAGGAGGCGAGUAAGGCCGAGGAAAUGGAGGAGGAAGAUGAGAUCAGUGAACCGGAUGAUGAUACCAUUGCCGGCCAAAUGCGAACACUCAAGUCAGGCGGCAUUCCUGGGGCUUCCAAACCGAAGAAACGAAGGCCUCAGGAUGACGACUCAAGCGAUGGAAGCGAUACAGAAGGAGACGUGGGUUCCGAGAGCGAUACCGAUACUGAUACUGAUACAGACGAGGAGUAAUCUCUUGUCUGUCAAAUCAAAUCGGAUUAGAUGGCAUAGAGCCAGAUGCCUUUCAGCAUUGCUUCCUGUCGGUAGCGGGGGAACAUGGCGGUCGCAGCACUUGGCAUUUCCAGGCGUUUAAGGGUUGCUAAGCGGGCUUUCAAUUCUUCCGAAGUCUAUGGCAGACUCGGCAUCUACCGAAUGGGGUAUAAGAGUACGUGUACAUGAG